Messenger RNA from Nicotiana tabacum (common tobacco), 894 nucleotides. Its product is annotated as F-box protein At1g61340-like. Lineage: Eukaryota; Viridiplantae; Streptophyta; Magnoliopsida; Solanales; Solanaceae. The record is from RefSeq and is a predicted model, not a curated record. Gene Ontology annotation, molecular function: protein binding.
CAUUAUGUUUGAUUUGGUUUUGGGCUAAUGAGGUUCUGUUAUUAAGUUCAAAUAACAAAGUUGGGAAGAAAAUUUUAGAUUAUAGAUAGAGUUUUAUUGGAUUUGGAUAAUUCUGAAUGUUUUUGUUGGAAAAAUCAGGUAUUGAGUGAAAAUGGUAUUGGGAAAGAAAUGUGAAAGUUAUGGGUCGGGGCUAGUGAGAAGUACCUCAUUUGGGAGGAAAAGAAUUACAGUGGAUGUUGAUUUCAGUCCAAUAACAACACCUAUGAAGAAAGUAUGUAGUCACAAUUCAUUUUUCUUUUGUGAUGACAAGUCUCCUCUUGAAGCCUUGCCUCAAGAUAUUCUGAUAAGGAUAGUGUGUGGAGUUGAUCAUGAUGAUUUAAAGAGGCUUUUCCAUGUAUCAAGGACAAUUAGAGAAGCGACUGUGAUAGCAAAAAGGUGGCAUUUUGAGUAUGCAACACCAAGAAAGACGCUUGGUUUCAAGAAUGCAAUUGAGGAUUUGGGUGAAUUCAAUGAUGUUGAAGCGCCAAAUGCUCCGAGGCAAUUGAAAAUUCGGAAGUUAAAGUUAAGCAGAAAGAAACUGGCUGACAUUUCAGUUGCAUUGUUUGCAUCAGAAGAAGAAGAAGAUGAUGAUGAUAACUGGCUGCAGCGGAAGUCAUUUAUGCAGAUGGAUGCUGAGUUAUAGACAUCUGUCUGUAAAAGAGGUUUUGUGUAAACUAUUGUUAGUUCCUGUAGGAACCAUAGGUUUUGGGGGUUAGAUCUGAUUAUAUUGAUCAGAAUUUAGUCUCUAGUGUACAUCAGAAAAAUCUUUACAAUUCUUCAAUCCUUUCAUUGAAGAUGUGUUUGUAUUUAUUUGUAUAUUUAGAGAAGGGGAGAGGUAGAUUGAUUUAGGGGAUU